Molecule: messenger RNA, 3547 nt
Organism: Drosophila bipectinata
Lineage: Eukaryota; Metazoa; Arthropoda; Insecta; Diptera; Drosophilidae
Gene: ewg
Product: DNA-binding protein Ewg
Biological process (GO): regulation of transcription by RNA polymerase II
Cellular component (GO): nucleus
Molecular function (GO): DNA-binding transcription factor activity, RNA polymerase II-specific; RNA polymerase II cis-regulatory region sequence-specific DNA binding
Source: RefSeq, a predicted model, not a curated record
AGCCCGUUGGAGAGAGAGAGAGGACCAGGAGCAGGAGAGAGGAGAGAUCAGGAGAGCUAGAACACACACACACAAACUGGCCACCACAAGCUAUCGGCUGGUCGUGGCGCCGGCGGGAAGCCAGCGUAGCUCGGCGGGCAAUGUCGUGGUGACCACAACCACGUCCGGAGGCAACGGCGGUGGCUCCGGUGGCGGCAAUGCCGGCGGUAGCAAUAGUUCCGGCAGCGGCCUCAACGUCACAACCAUCACGACCACCGGCGGUGGCGGCGGUCAGGUCCAGAGCGGCGGCAACAGUUCCCAGAGCAACGGCACCACCUACAAAAUCGAAAUGCUGGACGAGGACAUCCAGUCGCUGGGCUCCGAGGACGACGACGAUGAUCUGAUCAGCAGCGACGGCAGCCUGUACGAGGGCGAUCUUGGGCCCCUGCCCGUCAACGAUGAUGUGGCCCAUCAGCUGGCAGCCGCCGGGCCGGUGGGAGUGGCCGCUGCUGCCGCCAUCGCCAGUUCGAAGAAACGGAAGCGUCCGCACUGUUUCGAGACGAAUCCCUCGGUGCGGAAGCGGCAACAGAAUCGCCUGCUGCGGAAGCUGAGAGGCAUUAUCUACGAGUUCACCGGGCGGGUGGGCAAGCAGGCGGUGGUGCUGGUGGCCACGCCGGGCAAGCCCAACACCAGUUACAAGGUGUUCGGGGCCAAGCCGCUGGAGGAUGUGCUGCGCAAUCUGAAGAACAUUGUGAUGGACGAGCUGGACAAUGCCCUGGCCCAGCAGGCGCCACCACCGCCCCAGGACGAUCCGUCGCUGUUCGAGCUGCCCGGUCUGGUGAUCGAUGGCAUACCCACGCCCGUGGAGAAGAUGACCCAGGCCCAGUUGCGGGCCUUCAUUCCGCUGAUGCUCAAGUACUCCACCGGACGGGGCAAGCCCGGUUGGGGCAGGGAAUCGACCCGGCCGCCAUGGUGGCCCAAGGAACUGCCCUGGGCCAAUGUCAGGAUGGAUGCCCGUUCGGAGGACGACAAACAGAAGAUCAGCUGGACCCAUGCCCUGAGGAAGAUCGUGAUCAACUGCUACAAGUACCAUGGCCGGGAGGAUCUGCUGCCGACGUUCGCCGAUGAUGAGGACAAGGUGAACGCACUGAUCUCGCAAUCGGGUGACGAGGACGAGGACAUGGAGCUCUCCAAUCCCCCGACCAUACACACGGUCACCACCAUGACACCACCCACGGGCAACAGCAAUCAACCGCAACAGGUGAACGUCGUUAAGAUCAACAGCGCCGGCACAGUGAUCACCACGCACACGGCCCAAAGCAACACGCCAGCGCCGACGAUUAUUCAGAGUACCAAUAACCAGCACGUGACCACGACGGCCACGCUGCCCGCCUCCACAAAGAUCGAGAUCUGCCAGGCGCCCGCCUCCCAACAACAGCAACAGUCCCAGCAACAGCAGCAGCAGCAUCAUCAUCACCAUCAGCAGCAACAGAGCCAACACCAUCAGACCACCGGACUGCCCAGCACGGUGCACAUCCAGCCGGUGAGCGGCGGCCAGCCGCAGACCAUCCAGCUGACCACCGCCAGUGGCACGGCCACAGCGACAGCGGUGCCGACAACAGCCGCAGCUGUAAGUGCCGCUGCUGCCGCGGCAGCGGCCGCCCAAUCGAAUGCCGCCCAAACGGUCACUGCCCAGCAGAUCGCCAAUGCCCAAGUCUGCAUCGAGCCCAUAACGCUGAGCGACGUUGAUUAUACCACGCAGACGGUUCUAUCGCAGAAUGCUGAUGGCACUGUGUCCCUGAUUCAGGUGGAUCCCAAUAAUCCCAUCAUAACCCUGCCGGAUGGUACCACUGCUCAGGUUCAGGGUGUAGCAACGCUCCACCAAGGCGAAGGCGGUGCCACCAUCCAGACAGUCCAGAGUCUCACGGACGUCAAUGGCCAUGAGAACAUGACCGUGGAUCUCACCGAGACGCAAGAUGGCCAAAUAUUCAUCACCACCGAGGAUGGUCAGGGGUAUCCGGUGUCGGUGAGCAAUGUGAUCUCGGUGCCCGUCUCCAUGUACCAGUCCGUGAUGGCCAACAUGCAGCAGAUAACGAACAGUGACGGCACCGUGUGCCUGGCGCCCAUGCAGGUAGAUACCAGUGGCACACGUAGUACAACGGCAGCCGGGGGCGGUGGCGGUGGCGCCAACUUUGCUGGCGUCCAGUGUUACUCGCUGAUUAGUGCCGGAACGGCGGUGGGUCGUCGUGGUGGCGGUGCGACAUUGGUGGGCCAGCCGGCCACCUUACAGGCGGCAUCCGGUGGCAGGUACUACCUGGCGGCCACCACCACUAGCUCCACCACCGCCGCCGCUACCAGCAGUAGUGGGAGCAGCUUCGGCGGCCACCAGAACAACAACAAUAGUGUGCUAGCGAAUAACAAUAAUAGCAUUAAGAUGCCACUGCCCAUUGUCCUAGCCACGCCGGCAGUGGGUCAGGUGGCCAGCACCAGGUCCACCAGAAGGGGAGGGAAUCCAGGAGAGGUAGCAGUAUCACCAGGCAGUGUAUCUGUAGCUCAGAGGCGUAGAAAGCCAGGUGGAGGUGGCAGUGGUGGUUCUCUGAAAACAAAAAGUACAAAAUCCAUUGAGGGCACCACCAACACCACCUCCUCGGCGGCCAUUAGGUGUGUGGACAGUGCCAGUUUGACGAACUUUCACUUGCAGCUGCCUGCCAAGACCAUCAAACUGGAGCACUUGGAGUAGUAGGCUCCUCCUCCUCCUCCCAGAAAGCUAAAAUCCAGCCCAUCUCGAAUCUAGUCAGAAAACAUAAACGGCUUUUUGCAUGAAAAACCACUAAAAAAAAUGCACUUGCCAUUUAAAAAACCUUGUAAAUCUUUAAGAGAAACACCAAUUGUGAAUGCCAAAAAAGAAAGGAGAAAGUGAAAAGCGGAAUAACCUCAGAUUUCAGAAUUUAGGGAAGCCGAAAAUCGUAACCAUAAUUGUUGAUAAUUGAAACCAAAAAUCAAAGCUACCAGAAAACGUUCAGCUUGUUCCUACAGCUAGCUACAAAUUGUUUUGUCUAAAUCUUAAAUUCUAAAAUGCUAAAUUUAGAUACUAAAAAAAUGGAAUUUUAUAAUUAGGUUUUUUUUUAAGCCAUAAGUUGAACGAAAGUGCACAUAAUCUUGCUUAGAAGCGUAGAGCGCCAAAACCCACACACACAAACCAAAUAUUAACCAUAGUAGUUGUUGUUUUAAGUUGAAACUUUAUUGGGUUAGCUAUUAUUACUAUUAUUAUUAUUAUUAUUAUUUAGAGGUUGUUAAGUAGUCAAGAAAAACGCACACACAGGGAAGAGACCUUAGAGUUAAGUGUGAAAAACGUGUGAAUUUUACCCCAAAAAUUAGUCAAAUGGCAUUAAAAAUGCUUUAAAGAACAGGAGCUAUAGUAACACUAUAUAGUACUAUAUAUACCAUCUUGAAGUGCAUAUUAAUUUAGUUUGUGUUGAUCUAUUACUAUUAUCAUCUUUAUUGCUAUUGUGUUUAUUGAAUUCAUUUUUAAUUACUACAAAUAUGACUAUUACUAUUAUUAUUAUUA